Messenger RNA from Lentinula edodes (shiitake mushroom), 795 nucleotides. RefSeq names its product farnesyl pyrophosphate synthetase. Gene Ontology annotation, biological process: trans, trans-farnesyl diphosphate biosynthetic process. The coding region runs from base 1 to 795 and encodes 264 amino acids. The transcript has 6 exons. Gene Ontology annotation, cellular component: cytoplasm. The record is from RefSeq and is a predicted model, not a curated record. Gene Ontology annotation, molecular function: (2E,6E)-farnesyl diphosphate synthase activity; dimethylallyltranstransferase activity. Lineage: Eukaryota; Fungi; Basidiomycota; Agaricomycetes; Agaricales; Omphalotaceae.
AUGGAUAAGUCCACACGAAGAGCCAAGUUUGAAGGCGUUUGGAACGUGAUUCACGAUGAGCUAUUGGCUCAUUUGAAGGCUUGCGGAAUGCCAGCAGAGGCUCAGGAGUGGUAUUCUGAGAACUUGCAUUACAAUGUUCCCGGUGGAAAGUUGAACCGUGGAAUGUCAGUGGUGGACACUGUCGAAAUUCUUAAGGGCCGUCCGUUGACAGAUGAAGAAUACCUCCAAGUCGCUGUAUUAGGAUGGGGCGUCGAGCUCCUUCAAGCUUUCUUUCUUGUCACUGACGAUCUCAUGGACUCUUCCAUAACUCGCCGAGGUCAACCGUGCUGGUAUCGCGUUCCGAAAAUUGGCCUUGUCGCUGUGAACGACGCGUUCAUGCUCGAAGGAGCGAUUUAUCAUCUACUCAAACGUCAUUUCAAGAAAGAGCCAUACUAUGUCGAUUUGCUCGAAUUGUUCCACGAGAUUUCGUAUCAGACAGAGAUUGGGCAGUUGAUUGACCUGAUCACCGCACCAGAGGAUGCAGUUGAUUUGAGCAAAUUUUCAUUACAAAAACACUCGAUGAUCGUGGUUUAUAAAACUGCUUUCUACUCCUUCUACUUGCCUGUUGCGUUGGCAAUGCUAUUUUGCUGCGUUCCCACUUUUAUCCUUAUUCCUCUGGGCGAAUAUUUUCAGAUUCAAGACGAUUUUCUCGACUUUGCUGGAGUUCCUGCGCAGAUCGGUAAAGUUGGGACCGACAUCAUUGAUAAUAAAUUAAAUCAAGGUAGUAGCCUUUGCCAAAGGGGGUGGUUUGGCUAA